AGGUGGGGGGCCCCUUGAGGACUCACCCUCACCCACCAGAGAUGCAAUUUGUUUGAUGCUUUGUUUUAGUUAGUGGCUCCAUCAGCUCUCUGAAGAUGUAGUGAACCGAAUGAAAGAAUCUCCUCAAAGUAAAAGGGACAACCAGAGAUCGCCCCAUUCAUCCAGUGACACAGCUCCAUCUUCACCAGCUGCAGAAGGGAAACCCAAAUCUCCUACAGGCAUCCAGCCACCAGCAAGUAACUCUGAUCAGAAGUCUUCUGCUGCAGAGCAGGAACUGUACAGGAGGUAUGAGCGAGAACAGGCACUGGUCCAAGAGGAGUUGCUCCGGCUGGCCAAAAGAGAAAGGGAAGCAGCCAGCGAGGCCUUGAAUACUGCCCUUCAGCGGGAAAGGAACGACGCUAACGAAGAGAGGCAGAGAGUGGCCCAGAUGGCUGUAGAGCUGCAAGGCCAGGAGGCAGAGCUGAAGCGGCAAGAGGCCUUCUAUAAAGAGCAGUUGGCCCGCAUUGAGAGAAAGAAUGCAGAGAUCUACAAGCUGACAUCCGAGCAGUACCAGGAGGCAGCCACCAAGGCAGAGGAGUGGAUAAAGAGGAGGAGCACUGAUCCUGUCUGUGCAAGCCUGCAGUCUGAAAUUCUGAAGUGCUACCAAGAAAACAAACGUGAAGUGCUCAAAUGCUCGGAGCUGGCUAAGAAGUAUCAGCGCUGUGUUAGUGCUGCUCAGAAGACUGUUCCUUUGGGCACCCAUUUCCCUUUGCCUGUUGCUGUGCGCAUCUCUGAGCCGGGAGCCGAGAUGUGCCCUCAGUUACUUCUGCCCCACGGACAAAUAUAUCAGGGCUGCAUCUCCCCCAUCAAGGGAGAGAAAUAGGCACUGCUAGAGGAUGGUGCAUCUGAUCCUAAAACAGUCCUCUGAAACAGGUCAGCUGAAUUGCCAUCCACGAGUGAAUCUUUCCUCUCUGCUGCUUGGGAGGCACAUCCAGACCAUGAAUUCCAAAGUUAAUGCCUGUAGUGGGAUGUUCAUAGAGUUAUGGGAGCAGGAUCCCCCUCUGACUGCCCACUUUUGUAGCUUUUAUGCUUUCAACUUGCCCCGCCUAACUUGCUCACUAACUUUGCCGUUCAUACCAUCCUGAAUGUUAAGCUUUGAUUGCCUCGCUGCAGCGGCGUCAGCCCACUUAGGCUCUGGGUUGCUUGCUGCAUCCUGUGCUUUGCUUAUGUGGAAGCUCUCUGACUUUAGAGUAUGUUACUGUAAUGUCUCCUGUUUAAUUUAGGAGUGUUUUAUCUUUUCUGGUGGUCUGUUUUCAUGGCUCUGCAGAACUUCAGCUACAGCAUAAAAAUCGCUGGCUUUAAAUCUAAUAAAAGCUUGGAUAAUGGGACAGCUGUGGGAGGGGCAGUUCCCAUUGUGUCUUUUAAAAUUGCCUGUAGUUUAUUGACCACAAGUUUCACCAAGAGCUACUACUGCUGUUAGAUAAUGAGAAUUGAAAAUUGCUGCUGCUGUUUCCCCAAGGUUUUAUCUCAUGCCAAUGAGAAGAGGGUGUGGAAGGAAAAGGAGAGUGGGCCGUGGAAAUCUGCGUAAUUUCUUACUUUGAGUCCAGAUGGAAGGGAAAAACAAAUGAUUUUUUUUUUUUUUUAAGUCUGAGUCCUGUUACUGAAUUGCUUCCCUCCCCCUGCAAAUAUGCACUCACAUGCAAGAUUUUCAGAUUUUGUGACCCAUUCUGCAUCCCUUACGUCUUGUUCAUACCAGUAGGCAAAUCUGAAUUUCUAUUGAAUUUUAGUUGGUUAAUUUGUUAUGUAAUUGGUGGUUGUACCAGGGAAUCUCCAACCAGCUGCCACUUGAAAAAUGCGGCCUCUGGUGACCAUAUAUUAACGUGAUUUGAGAUUUCAAACAGAACCCACUUCUUGCGACUGUGCAGAAAAAUGUCUAUUAGUGAAGAGUGUGUAUCCCUUUCUUUCCAAGUGUUUUCUUACUGUCUCUAGGUGCUUGUCUUUCACAGAAGGACCAAGGUGAAAUUUUUGCGCUCUAGCUCCUGGCCAAACCAAGCUAUAUACUCAGACACAUGUAUUCCCUUGUCAAUAGGAGCUGUAUACAUUGAGCUAGGAGCCAUUCAUAAUUCUGCACUCUUUCUCCCUAUUCUGUGUCCAGCUUCUCACGAGUCUGCUAUUCAUAACAGACAAAGGUAAACCUACGUCUAUCAAGGCUUUAGGGCUUGUCUACAUGAGGAAAUUACAAUGCAAAAACUGGUGAGUGAGUUUACGGUACAGCAACUUCUCUGUGUAUGAACAUUCUCGGUUUGUAAUGGAAGAGCAGGGAAAAUGCACGCUCGUUUACUGCGAGUCACUCUGCUAUGCAAACAAGCCCUUGCAAAACACUGAUUGACCAGGUUCCAGCGGAGGUAGGCUUUUAACAUAACCUUGAGUUGACUGCAUUCUUCUGUGCCCUUGACUGUAAUAAAAAGGAACGUGGUCAAUUUACUGCUCCUACUUUUCCAAGUGAUCCCUGUGAAAGCCCAGUUCCUGUUUGGCACACAUAGCAAAGCCUUGCAACUCCACUGGAAGUUUGCCUCUAAUCUGUGGGCAGUGACCUAGAUUGCUGAGAAGGUGCCGCAGGUCGUCGUGCAGUGUCCUGUCCUGAUGGAGCAGCUUCGCUCAAGCGUUUUUGGAUCCUCUGGGAACUGUCGUUUCUGCAACCUCAGUCUCUCUCUGCUCAAGAGAAAAAGCUUCAAGGAUGCAUUGGAUGCCACGGGCUGGGCUGCAGGAGCUGCUAGUUAAUUCUGGAUAAACAUCAGCCGCCAAAGAGCAGAGGAUGAGGACCACAGACGCCCUUGAAAGCCCCAGCAUCCUUCUGGAUAGACACUGACCAAAACCGGUGCCUUCUGCCCUUCACGGUCCAAGACAACAACAUGAUUCCUCUUCUAAUUGCCUGCAUGUAUCGGUCUCGGUUGGAUGUUCCUGGAGUUGGGAGGAGGGUCCCGGGGAGGGGGACGUUAUCGUUUCCUUUUUUAUUGUAUUACAAUGUAAAGAAUCACAUUGACCCCAGGUGUUUCCAGCACAGCUUGUAGUUUGGAGGCUUGCUCAACACAAGUCUGGUUCACCCUGUCCUAGCUUUGGUUUCACCAAUCCACAGCUGAGUUUCAAGAGCUGUUGUCUUUGUCUGUUUGCUCUGGAGAAAGGGGUCCGAAGUAUUUGGAAGUAACCCUGACUAGCUUGUUAGGAUUAACUGUUCCUAGCAUGCUCCCACCGGUUACACUAGCAGGCGCGUUUCUUCCCUUCCAAGGUUCCCUCCUAAACAAUAAAGUGUUUAAUGGUCACUGUGUGCUGUGAGAUACUUUCAGUCCCAUGAGUUUGUAAAUUGCUGUUUUCUGCCUACUACCCAUGCCAACAAAAACUCCAAACAAGUGUGAGGAAUAGAAAUAUUUUAAGUCACAGCUUAUAAAUCGCAAAACUUGUUCAUUUUGGUCGCGGGCUGAAUGACUUUGGCUUAUUUGAAAGUACUUGGAAUCUGCGUGCAAAGCCCUGGCUGAAGGGAACUGGCGUUGGUGAAUCAUACUGAAAAAACCUUUGCCUCUGAAUGCAGACCCAAGUUAUCUUUCUUUGCAUCGGCUCUU
Molecule: messenger RNA, 3596 nt
Organism: Egretta garzetta (little egret)
Lineage: Eukaryota; Metazoa; Chordata; Aves; Pelecaniformes; Ardeidae
Gene: CHCHD6
Product: coiled-coil-helix-coiled-coil-helix domain containing 6
Exons: 10
Coding region: 110-862 (250 amino acids)
Biological process (GO): cristae formation; DNA damage response
Cellular component (GO): mitochondrion; MICOS complex
Source: RefSeq, a predicted model, not a curated record